This is a messenger RNA of Meloidogyne enterolobii, 745 nucleotides long. Lineage: Eukaryota; Metazoa; Nematoda; Chromadorea; Rhabditida; Meloidogynidae. The record is from the annotation of a GenBank genome assembly.
UUUGCGUCGUUGUGGCCCGCGCCCUUUUGGGCGUAUCCCUUUUGAAAUUUCUCGAAUUUCAUUUUGGUAACUUUUAUUUGGGGAAAUGAUGAGAGAGAAUUAAUUAUAGAUAGAGAGGAAAUUGGGAAUAUUGAAUUUUAGCUUUGUUGGUUCUUCUACUAAUUUUUACUUUUCUUUCUAUUUUUUUUUCCGUUUUUUAAGUUUUUUUGCUAUUUUAGAUUUAUUCUUUUUUAAAUAGUAUUGAGAAAUGGCGCCCAAAUUUGAUCCUACUGAAAUUAAAAUUAUUUAUCUUCGUUGUGUUGGAGGUGAAAUUGGUGCGACUUCAGCUUUAGCACCAAAAGUUGGACCGUUAGGAUUGUCGCCAAAGAAAAUUGGAGAAGAUAUUGCAAAGGCGACCCAAGACUGGAAAGGCUUAAAGGUUACUUGCAAAUUGACUAUCCAAAACCGAAUUGCCAAAAUUGAUGUUGUGCCGUCUGCCGCUUCUCGAAUUGUGAAGGAAUUGAAGGAACCUCACCGGGACCGCAAAAAAGUCAAACACGUAAAACACAGCGGAAAUUUGACGAUCGAGCAAAUUAUCAACAUUGCACGGCAAAUGCGACCUCGUUCAAUGGCGAAAAAAUUGGAAGGGACUGUUAAGGAAAUUCUUGGCACUGCACAAUCUGUUGGGUGUACUGUUGAUGGGCAACAUCCACAUGAUAUUGUUGAUGCAAUCCGAGGUGGAAAAAUUGAAAUUCCUGAAGAGUAG